AUGAAUCCAUCUCCUCCUCCGACAAUCAGCAAUGCUAUUCAAAACAAAGGAUCUUCGACUGGAGCACAAAAUCUCGAAGCAGAUAAUGUCCAGAACGAACAAGAAACCUCUUCUCCUGGCGAAGAUGGUAAAAAAGAUUCGAAGCAAGCUGAAGAGAAGGAUUCAGAAGAAAAAGAAGAUUCUGAGGAUACUCCCAGUAACUCUCCUCCAAGAGUUACUUUCCCCUCAUAUUAUGCUGACGAAGAUGAUGAGGAUUCUGAUGAUAUUGAGAGGUACUUUCAACAAGAUGAAGACAUGAGUGAGGGAGAAGCCGAUCCUGAAGGAAAUCAGACUGGAACUGAUGAUGCUACUGUCGAAACAGUCCCAUAUCCAACUAAUGUUCGAUCAUCCACAAUCCAAACUUCGCCUAUAUCACUUACUGAGGAGGAGAAAAAUGCUUUGAAACAAAAUGACCCCCUCAAGUAUGUAAGGUUGAUGAUGGCUCAAAGUGAAUCUUCUUCAGAAAAAAACAUUUUUGGAGCUUCGACCCAUUCUGGUACUAGUGCAAACGAAGUAUCAUAUGACGAACUCCUUAAGCAGGUGAAGAAGGCUGUUUUUGAUGUAGAUCUCUUUGAAAAAUUGAAGAAGGAUGUGGGAGCAACCUUUAGCAUAAAAAAGCUGAUAAGCAAGAUCAACAUCACUGCUUGCCCCACUGAUAUAGGUGAAGCCCUUAUCGACAUCCAGAACCUCAUUGACCAAGUUUGUGCUGAAUACCAUAGGGAGGUGGAUGCCAAAGAAAAGCUUCAAUCAACUGAACAAGCUCAAGCUAUUGAGUUUGAUAACGCCCUUCGAACUGCAAAAGCCUCUGAGGAGUUAGCUGCUUCCAGAAAAUCAGCCCAAAAGAAGAUUUCUGAUGCUAAGGCGAAGCAGGCUGCUAUCCAAGGCUUGGAUAGUACUGAAGCUGAUAAUCUGGCGAAGCAGAGCGUAGAUCAUGUCGAAAAGGCUACUGCUAGGAGUGAAGAUAUUGCACGCCUCAAAGGGGUUCAAGCUGCUGUUCAGUACAAGAUAAGCUUGGCGAAGAUAAAGUAUGACCGGAUGAAGGCCACUAUCCCUUUCUGA
Molecule: messenger RNA, 1098 nt
Organism: Lathyrus oleraceus (garden pea)
Lineage: Eukaryota; Viridiplantae; Streptophyta; Magnoliopsida; Fabales; Fabaceae
Exons: 2
Coding region: 1-1098 (365 amino acids)
Source: RefSeq, a predicted model, not a curated record